Molecule: messenger RNA, 2214 nt
Organism: Diachasmimorpha longicaudata
Lineage: Eukaryota; Metazoa; Arthropoda; Insecta; Hymenoptera; Braconidae
Exons: 6
Coding region: 27-1664 (545 amino acids)
Source: RefSeq, a predicted model, not a curated record
AUCGUGAUUUUUUUUCAUAACCUAAAAUGUCGGAAACCUCACAUCCAUCUCGCGAUCCAAAAAAUCUCAGCGAACCAUUCGCAGUCAUCGAAUUUCUCGAGAAAAACGAAAAAGGGCUACCAUGCAUUGAUUUGGUGCCGAAAAAAUGGUUUAAUAGUGCAGAAGAAGACACCUGUAAAUUCCCACCGACAACUGAAUAUCAUCUACUUGACGACUACUUGGAAAAAUUGCACUCGCCCAAGGACUCUUGGCAAAGUUAUCCAUUUUGCUUCAUCACCGGAGCAGCUGAUUUGGAUCAGGGUCGCAGAAGAUUAAAAAAGGCCCAAGUAACUCUCAACUGUGAGACAACCGAUGGUGAAAAUGAUCGAAAGGGGGGGAGGUCCGAAACUUCCUCGAAAGCAAAAAUUUCAGCAAAACCCUUAACUGCAUCAAAGUCUCAACUAAACAACAUCUUUAGUACUAAAAUCCCGAUUCCACCUAGAAAUCAAACUCCAAAGUCUGGUAUACAAGCAAAACCAAAGACAAGAUUUCAAAGCAUUUACCAGAGUGGAUCUGACUCUGAAGACGAAAAUCAUGAUUGUCUUAUAGCUAAUCCUGAGGAGAUUCGAGCCUCAAAGGCUCAAAAUAAUUCUGGCUUUUUGCAAAUGUCGAGUAAAUCGCGAUCUGUACCAACAGGUGCAUGUUUAUCAUUUAAACAGCGGUCAAGGAAGAAUAUUACUUUGCUUAAAGACGUCGAAACUGAUGAAUCUGAGAGCAAUGAUUCCUCCGAUGGAAUUCUGCAGUCACCUACAAAAUCGAUGGACUCAGCGAGAAAUACAAGAAAAGAACUUCAUUUGACACCUCCUUCACCACUAGUCCAUAACGCUUCAGGUAACCGAAAAAGGCGUGCAUCGUCUACUACACGCGCUGAAGACGGAUUGAAUUCGAUUGUGAGCCCAGGAACUCCAAAAACUUCACGAUCAAUGAUGGUACACCCUGCUAAGAUGCCAAAAAUGCUGGGACCACAAAACCAGUUGUCAUCUAGUCAUUAUGCUGAUAAUGAACGUCGAAUCCUGAACUCCCUUCGAGAUUACUUUGAUCAGCAAUUAGAUGAAAAGCUCGAAAAUUUAAGACGCAGGAUGGCUUACGAUUUAAAGCAGUCUAUGAAUGAGCUCAAGACCACAAUCAUUGGCACUAAUCUAGCCCCAGCUUCUGGUCCUAGCUUGCUUGAAAUACAGAAGCAGAUGUCUACGCCACUACCAUUUGAAAUGGAUGAUAAGUUCCAGGAAUACGAAGCGAUAUUGACAACGGACCCAAAUCUCGUAGAAACACUGCGAUUAUUCAUGAGAGUUUUGAUAAGCAAUAAAAAAGAGAUGAAAAUAUGUGUUUCCACUAUCCUAUCUGCGGUUCUGAGGAAGACAGUGUCACUGCACUAUUCUGGUUACGGAAAGGAAGCUGGCGGAAAGAAAAAGAAAAAUUUUUAUAACACUACAGUAUGCAAAGUGCUGAUUGAUGUGAUAAUUGAGGUAAUAGGAUCCAGCACUGAUGAGAAGAAGAUAAUGUCAGAAGUAAGUACUUGGUUGUCACGUUCUGGCGAUCGAGAGGGUGGGGGUAAGGAACGACAACGCGGGUCAAGUCAUCAUAACGAGAAUAAUUCAGUUUGUUCCUUUGAUACCAAUCGAUAAUACUUCAUUUUUCCGGGAUAAAUGGAAUUGUAAAAUCACUGUGUUAAUAUGACUCCAUUAAUUCAUUUUCGUAAUUGUAUUAGUUGUGAUAUUCUUGAUAAAAGGUACGAUUAAUAGGAAAAGUUUAUAUUAUCAAUAUAUUUUUAUCGCGAGGCGUUUCAUUGGGCAGAAUAUAUAUUAAUAUAUGAAUAUUGUUUAGUAUUCGGCUGUCAUUGAAGUAUUAAUUAUAUUUAUUAUAUUUCUCCUGGCGAGGUCGGAAAUCCAGAAGAUGGAAAUAACAAUUGGAAAAUGUGAUGUAUCUUAGCAUAAUAAAGUAUUUUCUAUGUCAUUUCCUCAUAAGUUAGAUCACGGGAAUAAAUAUCCGUUGUUGGUUCAGGGAUUAAAUAUUAUGUCCAAAAGUUUAAAGGGAAAAAUAAUAAGUGGAUUUUUAAUUUUUAAGAAAAAUUCUAAUGAAAGUAAUUUCAGCCAUUGAGAGCUGUUUUCAGUAUUUGGUGAUUCAAGUCAAAUAAUAUUUAUAAGGUUGAAGUUUCACAAUCGGACUGCGUCCAUA